Messenger RNA from Solanum verrucosum, 670 nucleotides. RefSeq names its product lamin-like protein. Gene Ontology annotation, cellular component: plasma membrane. The record is from RefSeq and is a predicted model, not a curated record. The coding region runs from base 42 to 560 and encodes 172 amino acids. Gene Ontology annotation, molecular function: electron transfer activity. NCBI's taxonomy places the organism in Eukaryota, Viridiplantae, Streptophyta, Magnoliopsida, Solanales, Solanaceae. The transcript has 2 exons.
UAGUAGCAAAUUAAAAACAGGACUUAGCUCUGGUCAAUUACAUGGCUCUUCAUGUAUUCUUCCUUAUCGUCACCACCACCAUCGUUGCCACGACCGUCUCCGCCACUGAUCACAUUGUCGGAGCCAACAAAGGUUGGAAUCCCGGCAUCAACUACACCAUUUGGAGCAACAACCAAACCUUCUACGUUGGUGACUUUAUUUCAUUUAGGUAUCAAAAGGCACAACACAAUGUGUUACAAGUGGACAAAGUAGGAUACAAUAAUUGCACAAUAGAAGGUGCACUAGGGAAUUGGAGUAGUGGAAAAGACUUCAUUUUACUUGACAAGUCCAAGAGGUACUACUUCAUUUGUGGCAUUGGUGGAUGCUCUAAUGGCAUGAAGGUAUCUGUUCUUGUUCACUCUAUUUCACCUCCUCCUAGGUCAGACGUCGUCUCCGCGGUGCAUUCUUCCGAAAAAUCUGCUGCUCCGGUGACAUUUCGUGGUAAUUUUGGGUCGAUAUUGGUGUUCGUUGGAUUAUCAAUGACCAUAUGUAUGUUGCAGGAUUUAAUGAGUUUCGGCUAAAAAUGUUAAGUAGUUGGAUUUUGAAAUUGUUUGUUUAAGUCACUAGUACUAUUGUGUAAUUGUUACUUCGAAAUUUGUUUUCAGUUUGAAAUAUAUCUACUGUUAUUUUU